Molecule: messenger RNA, 1334 nt
Organism: Anopheles cruzii
Lineage: Eukaryota; Metazoa; Arthropoda; Insecta; Diptera; Culicidae
Product: fork head domain-containing protein FD4-like
Exons: 1
Coding region: 1-1125 (374 amino acids)
Biological process (GO): regulation of transcription by RNA polymerase II; cell differentiation; anatomical structure morphogenesis
Molecular function (GO): DNA-binding transcription factor activity, RNA polymerase II-specific; RNA polymerase II cis-regulatory region sequence-specific DNA binding
Source: RefSeq, a predicted model, not a curated record
AUGCCUCGCCCAUCGCGCGAGUCUUACGGCGACCAGAAGCCACCGUAUUCGUACAUUUCGCUCACGGCAAUGGCCAUCUGGUCAUCGCCGGAGAAAAUGCUGUCGCUCAACGACAUCUACAAGUUCAUCACCGAUCGGUUCCCGUACUAUCGGACCAACACGCAGCGUUGGCAGAACUCACUCCGGCACAAUCUGAGCUUCAACGAUUGUUUCAUCAAGGUCCCGAGGCGACCGGAUCGUCCCGGCAAGGGUGCGUACUGGACGCUCCACCCGAAGGCGUUCGAUAUGUUCCAAAACGGCAGCCUCCUGCGGCGCCGGAAGCGCUUCAAGCUGCACCAAACCGACAAGGACUGGCUGAACGAGGAGUUCGUGGCGCUCGCCAACAUGAACCGCUUCUUCCUGGCACAAACCGGAGCCCCGCCAACGUACCACGACUCACCACCGGGCUACUAUCCGCCGCCGCUGACGGAACCGAGCCUCUCGCCACCGAACGUCCUGUAUGCGCCGAUUUCUCCUCCGCUCUCGCCACCGGAAGAUCUGCCGCAACAACAGCCACCUCCGGUAUGCUCCACCGCUCCCCUGCGCUCCGAGUCGCCCGCCGUCGUCCUGCCGGUGCCGGUUCCGGUCGCCCCGGCCGUCAGCACGCCCCCAAACCCGCCCAAACCAAAGCGAUCGUUCACGAUCGAAAGUCUGAUCGAGCCCGACAGCUGCUCCGAUUCCGAGGAGAGUGACCGUAUCCUGCCACCGCAACAUCAUCACCUCCAGCACCACCACCACCACCAGCAGCAGCAGCAGCAACUGCGGCACCUCAGCCAGCAACAGUUUAUGAGCAACAUUUCCGCGUUCAACGAGUACGCCGCGGUCAUGCAGCAUCAUCAUCAGCAGCAGGUGGCCGCCGCUGCCGCAGCACUCGGGACACCCUACGUUGGGUCGGGUGUUCCGGUGCAUCCGCUGCUCCUGCCACUGGGCAAGUUACCGCCGUCGUCGGCCUACUUUCUGCAAUCGGCCGGGGCCGCCUUUCACCCUCACCACGUGCACCAUCACGGGGCGCAUCAUCCACCGCCAUCCGCGCUGCAUCCGCACCAAGCGUUGCGGCCCGAACCGCAGUCCCUAGCGAUCGCUUGAAGCCGCACCGGGACCCCAAACUGCAAUUGCCAACGAUCUCGUUACGGUACUUGUGUUCCUCGCGCAAGGUCCUGCGACCCCUGCGGCCAAACCACGGGACGAAUCGCUCACCGCCACCGCCGGUUUGUCCAACUUCGACUGAAUGUGAUGUUUUAUUCGUAUAGUUUUAUAUUUUCGAGUGCAUGAUAACUUGAUAAGGGACGCGUUAC